GUCAUGUAGCCGGCUACUGUCGCCGGUGCUGGCGUCUCUGCGGCGGAGCUAGAUACAGGCAGUACCUGGGGCAUGUCCUCGCUCGGGGGCCAGCGUCCCGCGGCAGGGGAGCAGCCGGGAGCUAGACUGCACGUGCGGGCGAUAGGAGGCGCGCUGCUGCUUUGCGUGCUGGCGGUGCUGCUAGGCUGGAUUUGGCUGCGGCGGCAGCGCGCAUACGGCAUCCCUCCGGGGCCCAAGCCUCGGCCACUCGUGGGUAACUUCGGGCACUUGCUGGUGCCGCGCUUUCUACGACCGCAGUUCUGGCUGGGCUCGGGCAGCCAGACGGACACGGUGGGCCAGCAUGUGUACCUGGCCAGGAUGGCCCGUGUCUAUGGCAACAUCUUCAGCUUCUUCAUCGGCCACCGUCUGGUGGUGGUCCUCAGCGACUUCCACAGCGUGCGCGAGGCGCUAGUGCAGCAGGCUGAAGUGUUCAGUGACCGCCCGCGGAUGCCUCUCAUCUCCAUUAUGACCAAGGAGAAGGGAAUCGUGUUUGCACACUAUGGUCCAAUUUGGAAACAGCAGAGGAGAUUCUCCCACUCGACGCUUCGUCACUUCGGUCUGGGCAAGCUCAGCCUGGAGCCCAGGAUCAUCGAGGAGUUCGCAUACGUGAAAGAAGCCAUGCAGAAACACGGGGAGGCCCCCUUCAGCCCCUUCCCAAUCAUCAGCAACGCCGUCUCCAACAUCAUCUGCUCCCUGUGCUUCGGCCAGCGCUUCGAUUACACCAACAAGGAGUUUAAAAAGGUGUUGGAUUUCAUGUCCCGGGGCUUAGAAAUCUGCUUGCACAGCCAGCUCUUCCUGAUCAACAUAUGCCCCUGGUUUUACUACCUCCCCUUUGGUCCAUUUAAGGAGCUCAGGCAAAUCGAAAGGGACAUAUCCUGCUUCCUGAAAAACAUCAUCCGAGAGCAUCAAGAGUCUCUGGAUGCCAGCAACCCUCAGGACUUCAUAGACAUGUACCUUCUACACAUGGAGGAAGAGCAGGGAGCCAGCAGGCGCGGCAGCUUCGACGAGGACUACCUGUUCUACAUCAUUGGGGACCUCUUCAUUGCCGGCACUGACACCACAACCAACUCUCUGCUCUGGUGCCUGCUGUACAUGUCACUGAACCCCGACGUGCAAAAAAAGGUUCAUGAAGAAAUUGAAAGGGUCGUUGGCUGUGACCGUGCGCCUUCCCUCACGGACAAGGCCCGGAUGCCAUACACAGAGGCCACCAUCAUGGAGGUGCAACGGCUGUCCAUGGUGGUGCCGCUCGCCAUUCCGCACAUGACCUCGGAGAAAACAGUCCUCCAAGGGUUCACCAUUCCCAAAGGCACAGUGGUCCUAAUCAACCUGUGGUCAGUACACAGAGACCCAGCCAUCUGGGAGAAGCCAGACGACUUCUGUCCUCAUCGGUUUCUGGAUGACCAAGGACAACUUUUGAAAAGAGAAACUUUUAUUCCUUUUGGGAUAGGGAAGCGGGUGUGUAUGGGAGAGCAGCUGGCCAAGAUGGAGUUAUUCCUGAUGUUCGUGAGCCUGAUGCAGACUUUCACCUUUGCGUUACCGGAGGGUUCCGAGAAGCCCAUCAUGACUGGGAGAUUUGGUCUAACACUGGCCCCUCACCCUUUUAAUGUAACCAUCUCAAAGAGAUGAAGAAGCCCCGAGAAGAGAGGAGCGGGCAGACUCCACGUACCGGUCCUAGACAGUCUUCUUGUUGCUGCUGAGCAUGGGCCUCGAAGUUCAGCACAGCCAGGAGAGGCUGAGGGGUGCCCACUGGCCACGGGGAAGCACGGACACUCGGUUUAGUUGUGUGGAUUCCAUCAGGAAGCAGAGCUUCUCAUUUCUCAGCCUCCGUCAUCCCAUGGUAAAAUGAGGUAAUGAAACAUCUCUCAACUCUGAGAGGGACUGGAUGCUUCAUGAAGUCUGUGCUGGUGGCAGAUGCUGGGCAGAUCAGUAGAUCUGCCUUCAGACCUCCUAAGGCCCCUGCAACAUCUAGUGUCAGCCUGGACACUCGGUCAGAGAGGGAUGUAGGUCUAGGUUAUAUUGAGGUAGACCUUUUUUUUCCCUUUCUUUAUACUUUUUUUUUUCUUUUGUAUUUUUUUUUCUGGCAUAGAUUCAAUGUCAGUUUCUUUGGGUUUGUCUUAUGAGUGUUGUUGUUGUUUAGGGAUGUGUCCCUUUUAUAGAGCUAGGAUGAAAUGUCCCCUUGCCCAGUAUGUUGAGAAGAUGAAAAGCAUCCUCUUGAGGUUGUUGACCACCCAUGUGUCUGCUAUCUGUAGCCACGUGAACAGUGAGCCUGGCUGCACAGGACAGGUCCGCCCUGCGUAGGUGAAUGCAGGGCACGAUUGGGGCCCUGGAUGCUGGGCUGGGGAAUGUGAUAAUGGAGUUGUGGGAUUUGUCCAGAAGGGAUUUCUCACUCAAGUGACUCAGAACCCUCCUCUCCUGCUGUGCCAUCAGCCAUGGUAUGACUGACUUACUCUUCAAGACAAGAAGCCAUUGCGUGAUUAGAGGGCCCUCUCAUGGCUCCUCCAAGGGCCACAUGGAAAUGUGGGGAUGCACAUAAUGGACGGGAGGCAUUGUCCCUUUUGCUGCCAGGGGUAAGGGAUGAUUGGUGGCAAAGCCAGCCCACAACCAACAGUGUGCAUCUCAGUGUGCUUGUGUCUGGCCCCUCCCUCGGGUCUCCCCGAGAACCGUGAAGGAACCAUGGUGAUGCUGAGCCUUUCUUAGAAAGGCGCCGUACUGAAUGCUUUUGUGUAUAUGCAGUCCUCACACUAACGGAGCUGAGGCUUUCCAGUGCUAAGGCCCAGAAUUAAAAAGUGCCAUCACCCACUGGGUCUCCAAGCUACUUGGCCUUGUGACUGGAGAACACUUUCUGAGCCUCAUCUCAGUAUUGUCCCACAUGGUCCUGAAGCUGGCCUCCGUUACCUGUGCCCCUCUCUGCCCCAGCUGACUCCUCGGGCCAGGCUGCACAUUGCUGCCCCCUUGCCAUGCCUGAUUCUUGGGAUGCCCAGGCAACUUGGAAGUGAGGUAGGGAAAGCGAUUUAGGGGAAAAGCCUGCCCAUCAGUCCAGGAUACUUUUAAAACACAGUGUAAUUUGUCCUACCUGAUUCAGCCAGUGUUUAAAAAUGUACUCGACUUUUGUUUAUCAUUUAAAGUAACCAUUUUAGGCAAAUCUAGGAUGAGGCCUUAGCUGCUAAUACAACCCAGAAUGGAAGCUUCCAGCAGCUUUGCACUGCGUGCAUCCACAGGCCGCUCGCUGAGGUACCCAGGCCGACUCUCAGCUGCUUCCUGAGGGAAGGUAACAGCCGCUAAAUAAAAACCUAAUAUGAGUAAAAAGAAAAAUGUGGGAUAUAACCAGGUGUUGAUUAAUAUUUGAGUCUAUAUUCUUUAUAUUAUCCACCAUUCUGUUUUCCUCUUCAUAAAUUAUAAUAACUUUCAAAAUAGAUGAAUGGAACACAUGCUAAUCUGCAGGCUCCCUAAAGACUGUGUCUAGGCCAGCACAGUCUUAAGGGGCUUAAGAUGCACACAUUGUGGAUAAGGUCUGGAAUGGGAAAUCCUGCUCCCUGUGCAGGUUGUUUGUCCUGAUCUGACCUCCACCUUUGCUGGCCCCUUAUUCCAUGACUCGCACAUGGAUUUCUGGACCUCCUAACCAAAGAUUUUACAUCGUACUUGAAAAGGACUUCCGCCUUCUCUGAGAUGACAUCAGAGUCCCACGAUUAUCCAGCAGUUUAACACCGUGCCUCACGCUGUAAAGCCAUGAACACUCCUUUACUAACUAACAUGGCUACAGGAGGAGUGCGCUUUUCCCGAGCCCACUGCUGUUGGACGGUUUUGCAUGUCACGAUUCAUCUGAAAUUAACCGGAGUCAGUUUUCUAAUCACGAGGUCUGGACCUCAUCUGUAAUGGAGCUCUUGGUGAUCCUAUUAAAGCGCUUAUUUCAGUGAA
Mus caroli (Ryukyu mouse) is the source of this 3954-nucleotide messenger RNA. It is a transcript of the gene Cyp2u1, whose product is annotated as cytochrome P450 family 2 subfamily U member 1. Gene Ontology annotation, molecular function: iron ion binding; heme binding; steroid hydroxylase activity. The record is from RefSeq and is a predicted model, not a curated record. Gene Ontology annotation, biological process: xenobiotic metabolic process. NCBI's taxonomy places the organism in Eukaryota, Metazoa, Chordata, Mammalia, Rodentia, Muridae. Gene Ontology annotation, cellular component: cytoplasm; intracellular membrane-bounded organelle.